AUGGCGUCAACGGGUACCUCGUCGAGAAAGCGAAAACGCGAUGAACUCCCCUUUGCGGAUCAAGAGAUCGCGACCAUAUCAGUUGAAUACAAAAAUCAACCUCCGCGUCAGUUCCACGUUCACAAGCACUUGCUGUGCUCAUCUUCCGAGGUGCUGCGCGACUCCUGCAACAGACAAGAACCCAAAGUGACAGUGCUCAAGGAUGUACGCUCUGAAGAUUUCGAGGUGUUCACACGGUGGCUGUACACGAAAACAUUGGACGUGGAGAAGAUGGAAGACGUUGUCGAUGACGGUGGCAAGACGACUGGUGGUCAUGUCUGCCUGGUCCACCAGCAAUCUUGCAUCAAGGCAGAGAAGGGAACUGGGGAAAAUGGCAGUGACAGCAGUACCCGCGAAGCUGGACACGGUCAAAACCCUUGCAUUCCUUCCAUUGCCGGCGGUGAUACCAGCGAGGAGACAAUGACCGACGACAAGCCCUGGUACACCAACUUCGGGGAGCAAUCACGCACCCUUGCUCGCUUGCUGGACCUCUACAUCUUCGCUCAGGUGUACAAGGCAGACAGCUUCAAGAUCGCGGCUAUGUUGGAGUUCCAGCGCUUUGCAUUCCAUGCAGACAUCCCAGCUGUGAACAUUGUGCGACAUGCCCUGGACAACCUUGACAUCACCUCAGGGAUGUGCUCGUAUCUACUCGACCGAUAUGGCGGCCAGGACUUCAGCUGCCCGGAGCAAUUAGAUGAACAAAACCUCGAAAAGGCACUCGCCAAGUUGCCACCUCGAUUUCUCACACGAAUGAUAUCACUUGUUGCUAGGAGGACUGCUGGAGGCACAGUCAAUGGCAAGGCCGAGCGGUGGUGCGACUAUCACGAGCACAAGAGCGAGGAGGAGCGCAGAGAAUGUGAAGAACGCAGGCUGCAGGACGCUGACAUAGCGAGGGAGAGAUAUCGGACACUCGUGGGGCAGUAG
Messenger RNA from Cladophialophora carrionii CBS 160.54, 963 nucleotides. RefSeq lists its product as uncharacterized. Gene Ontology annotation, molecular function: protein binding. NCBI's taxonomy places the organism in Eukaryota, Fungi, Ascomycota, Eurotiomycetes, Chaetothyriales, Herpotrichiellaceae. The record is from RefSeq and is a predicted model, not a curated record. The transcript has 2 exons. The coding region runs from base 1 to 963 and encodes 320 amino acids.